Molecule: messenger RNA, 449 nt
Organism: Halteromyces radiatus
Lineage: Eukaryota; Fungi; Mucoromycota; Mucoromycetes; Mucorales; Cunninghamellaceae
Exons: 3
Coding region: 73-387 (104 amino acids)
Biological process (GO): microtubule-based movement
Cellular component (GO): cytoplasm; cytoplasmic dynein complex
Molecular function (GO): dynein intermediate chain binding
Source: RefSeq, a predicted model, not a curated record
UUCUUUCUUGUGUUGAUAGUUCUUUUUAUCUUCAUACCCCUCACUAAAUAUCAAAUAUUAAAAAAAAAAAAGAUGAUAUCAGUAUCAACGGAAAUGGAGGAAACACUUAAACGCAUCUCUUCACGAAAAGGUGUCAAAGGUGUCAUCAUCAUGAACCAUGCUGGACAAACUAUUCGAACAACUAUGGAUACAGAACUUACUAAACAAUAUGCAAUGCAAUACAGUGCAUUGGUUGUACAAUCUCAAACUACUGUGACUACACUUGAUGAAGAGAAUGAAUUGACAUUUUUACGAAUAAGAACCAAGAAACAUGAAGUCAUGAUUGCACCAAAUGAAGAAUACGUGUUACUGGUGAUCCAAAAUCCUGCAGAAACACUCCAAUCAUAGAUUAGUCUUUAUAUCCUUUCGUGUUGUAGUUUAUGAAUAAAAUUUUUAUAUAUGAAACAUUA